AAGUGAAUAGCCAAUCAGGCUAGAGAAUUGUGAUGGAGGACUCAUCUACCCUAUGACAUACAAGAUCUGUUUAUGUUUGCGUCCAAUACGCUCUGUAACCUUUCCCGUGACGCUUCGCUAGUUGCACUGCUAGGUUCCGGUCGAUCGGUUGCCAUGGCGGCGGCUGCUGGCAGCCCCGGUGCGGCUUAUGAGUGUAAUAUCUGCCUGGAAACAGCGCGGGAACCUGUUGUCAGUGUGUGUGGGCACCUGUAUUGCUGGCCUUGUCUGCAUCAGUGGUUGGAGACCCGACCAGAGCGCCAGGAAUGUCCUGUUUGUAAGGCUGGAGUAAGCAGAGAAAAGGUUAUUCCUAUAUAUGGCAGAGGAGACAGUAACCAGAAGGACCCAAGAUUGAAGACUCCUCCCAGACCCCAGGGACAGAGGCCAGAGCCAGAGAACAGAGCAGGAGGCGGAGUUCCAGGAUUUACAGACACAGGAUUCCACAUGUCUUUUGGCAUUGGAGCUUUCCCUUUUGGCUUUUUUACCACAGUCUUCAACACUAAUGAUCUUCACUCUGCUCCACGUGCAGAUACGGGGCUUCCACAGAGCAGAUUUUUCGGAUUUCCAGACUCGCUCUUCCUCAUCAUUGCCGCCUUCUUUUUUCUCUGGUUGAUCAGUGUGUGAAGACUGGAUGGUGUGCUUCUGCUAGCUCAUCCGCUGGAGGGUUCGGAGCGCUUCUCCCUGAAAUGCUUUUGUUCCCCCUUUCUGCGUCCCCUACUUGGGAUCGUUUUCACCACUAAUAACACUCCAGGCCAUAUAUGAAAGUAAAUACUGCUUUACAAGUAUACCCAGUUAAAUAACUUUCACUAGGCACUUUAAAUAUGGCCGUUUAAGCUUAUUAUUUUGUUUUGUACAUAAGAAAGGCCUAAAUAGUUCCCUUCCCUUUAUAUAUCUUGAAAAAUGAAUGAAAAUUAUGGCAUUAUUGUCAACCAAUUACUCCAUGACAAAUGUCUAGACUUUACUGGGCACAGUUAUAGCCACAUUCUCCAAAGAUUUUUUUCAUGUAACCUGUUGGAUAUAACCCUUAACAAUGGGGUGGUUUUGAGAUCCACACUGAACAUUUUUCAAGAGUUUUAGGAGCUAGACUUCUAAAUUGUUUAAAUAAAUGGGCUAUGUCUCUGAAAAGGACUUCAUACUGAUUUAGAAUUGGAGACCUGAGAAAUAGUUGUGCAGGAUUACUCUAUAGUAAACAUUCUUGGAUUCAGAGGGUAUA
Xenopus laevis (African clawed frog) is the source of this 1249-nucleotide messenger RNA. RefSeq names its product ring finger protein 5 S homeolog (gene rnf5.S). Gene Ontology annotation, molecular function: metal ion binding; ubiquitin protein ligase activity. The transcript is spliced from 6 exons. Gene Ontology annotation, biological process: protein ubiquitination; ubiquitin-dependent protein catabolic process. The record is from RefSeq and is a predicted model, not a curated record. Gene Ontology annotation, cellular component: membrane; endoplasmic reticulum; endomembrane system. Lineage: Eukaryota; Metazoa; Chordata; Amphibia; Anura; Pipidae. The coding region runs from base 73 to 660 and encodes 195 amino acids.